Messenger RNA from Anoplopoma fimbria (sablefish), 1339 nucleotides. RefSeq names its product claudin 15a (gene cldn15a). Gene Ontology annotation, biological process: cell adhesion; bicellular tight junction assembly. NCBI's taxonomy places the organism in Eukaryota, Metazoa, Chordata, Actinopteri, Perciformes, Anoplopomatidae. The transcript has 5 exons. The record is from RefSeq and is a predicted model, not a curated record. Gene Ontology annotation, molecular function: structural molecule activity. Gene Ontology annotation, cellular component: bicellular tight junction; plasma membrane. The coding region runs from base 127 to 795 and encodes 222 amino acids.
CACCACUCUCUGAGUUUUCCAUCACACCAAAAUCAGACGUUCUGCUUUUUAAAACAAGUUUAAUUGAUUUCAAAAACUGAAGAUCUGGAUAUACUUUUGUUUUGACUGCUGGGCUGAGGAGGGGUCAUGGAUCCGAUUGUGGAAGUAGUGGCUUUGGUGCUGGGGUUCAUUUCUUGGGUGAUGGUGGGGGUCACCCUGCCGAACCGUUACUGGAGGACCUCCACCGUUGACGGGAACGUCAUCACCACCUCCACCAUCUAUGAAAACCUGUGGAUGUCCUGUGCGACGGACUCGACCGGGGUGCAUAACUGCAGGGAGUUUCCUUCGCUGCUUGCUUUGAGUGGCUACAUCCAAGCGUCUCGUGCCUUGAUGAUCACAUCGGUAGUGAUGGGCACGUUUGGACUGAUGGCGGCCCUGAUAGGAGUGCAGUGUUCAAAAGCCGGAGGAGAAAACUCUGUUCUCAAAGGGAGGAUUGCCGGCACUGGUGGAGUCCUUUUCAUAUUUCAAGGUGUGUGCACAAUGGUCGCAAUUUCCUGGUAUGCCUUCAACAUCACUCAGGAUUUCUUUGACCCCUUCUAUCCCGGGAUAAGGUAUGAAAUAGGAGAAGCACUUUACAUCGGCUGGUGUUCGGCCGUGCUCGCCAUCGCUGGAGGAGCCUGUCUCACCUGCUCCUGCAAAAUGGGCACAGAGGAAAAAUACCCGUUGCCUUAUCAAGCAAGGGGAACUGUGUACUCUGGAGCAGCACCGACCAGAAGCCAGGCUGCCAGCACUUACGGACGAAAUGCUUACGUUUGAAACAAAAUAUGAAAACAGAAAGAAAUCUCAUCUCUUGCGAAAUCCUGAAGUAAAAUCUUUUCAUGGCCCCAGUUUCUUUUGUUUAUGCAUCUGACAUGUCCUGGUGUUCAGCUUUUACACUUUUUGCCAUGUGGAAAAGCUAAAGGUCCAUCGUAAAGUAACACAGCACCACUGAACUGUAAAUAAUCACAAUAUCAUGUGUGUAUCCUGUAAAAAAAAAUGAUAGCAUUGAAAUGAUAGAAUUGAAGUUGUAAAAGUUGUAAAAAGGUAAAUCUUCUUAUCACCUUAUCACCACACAUACGUACCAUAUGCUUGCAAUGAUUCUAUUUAUGUUUAGCACAAAUACAUUUACAUACAGUCACUUAUUUCUAAGGAAUCCAAUCAUUUGAUGAUCUGCAUAUGAACUUCCAGACAUUUAUGAAGGGGAAGGUCAAAACUGUGAUAAUUCAGAUGUUUGUGUGUUGUUUUGUACAGUUUUAUAGAUAAUACCUGUGAAAAAAGGGUUCGGACAAGUUAUCUUUAUUUUGUUUUGUUUUUUACAAUA